Molecule: messenger RNA, 1533 nt
Organism: Carassius auratus (goldfish)
Lineage: Eukaryota; Metazoa; Chordata; Actinopteri; Cypriniformes; Cyprinidae
Product: tuftelin-like
Exons: 11
Coding region: 321-1193 (290 amino acids)
Biological process (GO): intracellular signal transduction
Cellular component (GO): intracellular anatomical structure
Source: RefSeq, a predicted model, not a curated record
CCGGGGCAUCCGGGGCAUCAGGGCUGGACCGCGGGAGACUCACCCCUGCCUUCUCGCCUUCUCUGGCAAAACUCAGCCUUCUCACUAAAUGAGUCACCAGAAAAACACAUGCAGCAAGAACAGAGCAGAGAGACUGCUUGUGUCUUCAGCAAGAAAUAUCGCAGCAGUCACUGCAUAAACAGGAAGAUUGCAGGACUCACUGCACAACUACAGAAUCAGACUGUCGAGACUUUGAAGAAAAUCUUACAGGUAUUGUAAGUGAAGUACCAAAUCCACAAAGCAGAGGAUCAGCUGUGAAGAGAAAGCAGAAUCGUGUCAAGAUGUUGACUGAUGAGGUCGCACAGGUGCAAGAGGUGAGAUACUGUCUGAAGACUCUGCGAGAGCAAAUGGCAGCCAGGCAAAACAAUAAUAAUAAGAUUCCCUCCAAUGGCUUUAAAGUUGACGUACUCGUCAGCAAAACCAAUGGCUCCAAUGGACUUGUGAACGGCUCUCACUCUAAACAUCCGAGCCAGGAGGAUGAUGAAAGCACUUUAGCCUUGAGAGAAGUCACUAAACAUCUGUACUCUCGUCUGCAAGAGAUGGAGAGGAGACACCAGGAGGAGAAAGAGAGAUUACAGGCAGAAAACCUUGAAUAUCAGCAGCGGUUUCUAGAGGAGCAUAACUCUCGCGUACAGAAGGCAGAAACCAAGGCAGAGGAGCAGGGCAAAAAAGUGGAAGAGAUGCAGAAGCUCAUGCGUGGUUUGGAGCUGGAAAAUGCCACACUACGAGAAAAGUUGGCUGCUAAUGAGGCUGAACUUGAGAAACUGCGAGGACUGAAGAAAAACGAUAGUGAGGACAGGUCUGAACAACUGAAAAAGGAGCUGGCAACUCUGAAGGAUAAGAACCACAACUUAGAUGACAUGCUCAAAAGUCAACAGAGGAAAGUCAGGAACAUGAUCGAACAGGUGCAGAAUUCCCGAACCAUAAUGGAGCAAAGAGACCGGGUAAUCGGCGACCUCAAAGAGAGGGUGGCUUUCCUCGAAGCUGAGAAUCGAGAGUUUCAUGACCGGAUGGAGUAUUAUUUGGGCAACCAAGUGACUAAUCCAUAUAACUCAGACACGGGGUCCAAAGUUGUCUACAGCAAACCUCUGACGCCAGCAAGCCCCAGAAACAAGUCUAUGCCAUUCAUUAAAGUGGUCGAGAUCAAGUCCUGAACAACAGAUGAAGGCAACUGAUGGAAGAGAGAGAGUCAUUGAGUGACAGACACAAUGCAGAAGAAGUAACAAGCAUUCUUUUCUCUCGACAUUUAUGCAACAUCUCUCUGUUUAGCACAUGAGUAGCACUUGAGGUUUCUUUUUCUUAUAUACAGUGCUUUGUAUAUACAACAUUAAUUUAAAUGUCUCAUGUAUAUUAGAUUUGCAGAUCAUACACUGCAUGUUUAUGCCUUAAGCAACUUUAUUAUUAGUAGUAGGGGUGCUCCGAUCACGAUCGGCCGAUCGUUAUGCGUAUCUCGUCAGUAAAGCCGGUUUUCUAAUCAGCCGUUAAUUCCAUCAG